Myodes glareolus (Bank vole) is the source of this 1186-nucleotide messenger RNA. It is a transcript of the gene Spata32, whose product is annotated as spermatogenesis associated 32. Gene Ontology annotation, biological process: spermatogenesis. The record is from RefSeq and is a predicted model, not a curated record. NCBI's taxonomy places the organism in Eukaryota, Metazoa, Chordata, Mammalia, Rodentia, Cricetidae. Gene Ontology annotation, molecular function: actin binding. Gene Ontology annotation, cellular component: perinuclear region of cytoplasm.
UCCAGCGCCUCUCCACCUGGCUAACAAAACAGCGCACUGGAGGCGGAGGGGCAGCAGCCACCAGCCCGCUCCCCGCCUCCCGGACAGAGCCUCCGUCAGCAUGGGGGUGACAGGUGUCAGUGCAUUUCCCUGCUGUGGCAAGGAUGCUGUGGACAUCGUGGAGAGAACGAAUGACUCUCACCACCAGCCCCACACCCAUAAGGAAGAGGACGACGAAGCAGAGCAGAAAGCAGAACUGCCCAAGAAGGAGACACUACUCAAACUGUACCCAGGCCCGGGCCCAGUGCCACAGCUGGAGGAGAUGGCGCCAGUGGUACCCUCUAAGCCCACACCUGAGGCCGAAGGGAACUGUUUCAUUGAAAGCCCGGAGCCCGAGGGCUCCAGGAUCAAAUCCCUCAAGCCCUGUGAGGAAGAACUGUCAUCCAGGCCCUGGAGCUUCUUCACAAACUCGAGUAACAGAGAGGAUGAGCAGAUAUGCUCCACCCAGGUCCGCUCGAUCCGCGUGCAGACCUCCAAACACCUUUUCUGGGCAAACAAGCUCAUCCAGGCAUCAGAGCACAGCCUCCAGCAGGCCUUAGAGAAACAUCGCAAGAACCCACUGGAAAAGAAGUCUGUCUGCAUUUCCCAGGUUCUCACAGACUGUGCCCCACUGUCAUCAACCCCCCGGGCAUCUUGCACUAGCCUGCCCACAGCCAUUGGCCUGGCAGAUCUGAUCAACUUCGCAUCCUCCCUUGCUGUAGCCUCCUCCAGCAGCAAGGACUUGCCUAAUUUAAAAAAUAUGAUCAAAGGGACGUCUGAGAAGUCCCAGGAGACGUCUACAGAGCUUUGCCAGCCGGUCCAGUCCAUCAAGUAUACCCAGGCUACCCAGAUUACCCAGAUAUCCACGGAGAACCAAGAGAAAACACCCAAAGACAUUAUGACUCGCGAAUCUUGGACUCAAGAAACUAGGAACGUAGCUUGCUCUUACCUAGAUUUUUGUAAGACAGGGCUCAAGAAGGCCACCAUCGAAGGCGAAGUGAAGUUUGUCCAGGCACCAAGCACAUCCCCCCAGCUUCAGGAAGCCAAAGAAGACUCGGUGCCAGGAACCAAGAAAGGGAGUCCAUUAUUGCUGAAAAUCCAUUUUAAGUUGUCGGCCCCUUCACCCCAGAGAAAUUAGACAAAAGCAUUAAAGCCUCCAGUGCUGGCC